Messenger RNA from Belonocnema kinseyi, 1892 nucleotides. Its product is annotated as solute carrier family 35 member F6-like. Bases 457 to 1605 code for a protein of 382 amino acids. Gene Ontology annotation, biological process: pyrimidine nucleotide-sugar transmembrane transport. The transcript is spliced from 7 exons. Gene Ontology annotation, cellular component: Golgi membrane; intracellular membrane-bounded organelle. The record is from RefSeq and is a predicted model, not a curated record. Lineage: Eukaryota; Metazoa; Arthropoda; Insecta; Hymenoptera; Cynipidae. Gene Ontology annotation, molecular function: pyrimidine nucleotide-sugar transmembrane transporter activity.
CAUAUUCGGUUGACUAAUUUUCAAGUCACGCUUUUCACCAGAUUUAAUUUAAUUUAAACAAAAACUAAAAAUUGUCACUAAAAUCGUCCGCUAUCUCCAAAUAUUGUGUUUAAUUUUCGUUCUAAUUUAAUCGAUUUCAACCAUUUUUUCUGCUAUCAAGUGCGUGAGAAAUCCAAAAGAGAGACCGAACGCGGGAGAAAAUUGAUUUUUUCAAUUUUCUAUGAAUAGAUGUGACAACUCAAUGUUUAAACACAUCGUUGUGUGCGAGUGUCAGUGCAUCGAUUUUCGCGUUUCAAUGCAUAUUCGUCACGUGCAUGAAUUGUGAAAAAUAUGGAGUGAAGUCCAUUACUUUUUUUUUUGUAAUUGAUGAGCCGCUAAUCUGUAUUUAUGAUUAUGAGGCACAAAGAAUAAUUAGAAAAUUGACGAAAGCUUUUGAUUCAUGUGCAGUUUCGAAAUAUGGCUUUCACUUAUUACCAGAAGACUCUUAUCUUCUUCAUAAUUUUUACUGGAGCUUUUCACACUCUCUCAGUCAAAUUUGCUGACCGAGUAGAUGCAAUUGGGGAAAAUGGAGAAGUUAGAAAAUUUAAUCAUCCCUUCGUGCAAGCAGCUUUUAUGUUUUUGGGCGAAACAUUAUGCUUAUUAGUAUUCAAAAUGUUGUGCUGGUACCACAACAAAAAAGCGGAUGGAUCGAUUGAAACAAAUCCUCUGACAAAAGGGAACCGGGAUGCCAGCCCGCUGAUUCUCAUAAUUCCUGCUCUCUGUGAUGUCAUAGCGACAUCACUGAGAUACAUUGGCUUGACGAUGACUUACGCCAGCAGUUUUCAAAUGCUGAGAGGAGCAGUGAUAGUUUUCACUGGAAUUUUAUCGGUGGGAUUCCUCGAUCGAAGAUUAGGUUCCAGAGAAUGGAGUGGUAUCGGUCUUGUGAUUAUCGGUUUGAUAAUUGUCGGCAUCACCGACGUUUUAACCGAGGGUCGAAGCAUCGGCACCAACGUCACUAUCACUGGAGACUUGCUCAUUUUAUGCGCACAGGUCAUGACUGCAGUUCAGAUGGUAGUUGAAGAGAAAUUUGUAGGUGGAAACAACGUUCCAGCGCUUCAAGCUGUUGGCUGGGAAGGAAUUUUCGGAUUGACUGCCCUCCUUCUGGCUAUGGUUCCCCUGAAUUACAUAAAAGCUGGACCACCAUUUGCUGACAAUUCACGAGGAACUUUGGAGGCCACAGUUGAUGCUUUCGUUCAAAUAGGAAACUCUAGUCAACUUUUGAUUGCUGUAAUCGGGAUAAUGUUGACGAUCGCAUUUUUCAACUUUUCUGGGUUGAGUGUAACGAAAGAAAUAAGUGCCACGACAAGAAUGAUUCUAAGCAGUAUUUGUACGAUUCUUAUUUGGGGAUUUUCGCUCGCCUUUCAGUGGCAAGUUUUUCACUAUCUCCAGCUCGUCGGCUUUACGGUUCUUGUGCUUGGAAUGUGUUUCUACACCAACCUCUUUAUUCCAAUUCUUCUGAGAAAAUUCAGACGAAUAUUAAAUCGUGGUCAGACUCCAGAUGAGGAGGAAAGUAUCAUAAAUGCAAGAUCGGAUGAUUUAGAAGGAACUGAUAAACCGUUCCAUUGACGAUAACUGGCCCUAGUUUCAAGAAUUUAUAAAUUCGCACAAAAUUACUUCAGCGCAAUAUAAUUAGUUGACAAAUUUCCCUGGAGGAAUAUUUAUUAGGGUGGGUAGGAAAAAAUUGGAUAUCAAUAAAGUGUCGUCCGUAAACUACGUUUAUAUUUAGGUUACAACAUUCUAAUAUUUGGUUGGAAAUUAAUUUAUUUUGUUGAAAAUACAACUAUUUUCAUCAGUAAGUCAUAUUUUUUUUUAAAUUGAACAAUUUGUUGUUGCGAAUUCAUAGUUUCGUGUUG